Molecule: messenger RNA, 342 nt
Organism: Emiliania huxleyi CCMP1516
Lineage: Eukaryota; Haptophyta; Isochrysidales; Noelaerhabdaceae
Exons: 1
Coding region: 1-342 (113 amino acids)
Source: RefSeq, a predicted model, not a curated record
AUGAGCAUUUGCGACGCCGUCGACGAGGCGGAGGCGGGGUCCAACACGAUCAGCCCGGCGGCACGAGGGGAGGCGCUCGACGACGAGGCGCCAGCCGCGACGGCGGCAGGAGGCGAGGCGAGCAGCAGUGCUCCAGGAGGCGAGACGGUCCUCGGGCGGCGCGAGCGAGGGGAGGCGCUCGACGACGAGGCGCCGACCGUGAUGGCGGAAGGCGACGAGGCGAGCAGCGGUGCCCCACCAACGAAGCGACCGCGCGGGAAGAAGACCAGGGGCGGCAGGAAAGCAAAGAUGGGGGCGCACCAAAUCAGUGACGAGCGUGACAGAGAGAGUGAGGGUGUCUAG